AAUAGAAUUGAACCACCAAUGGCAAUAGCAAGUGUUCUCAUUUUCUACUUCACUUUCCCAUGUCGUAAUACGAGUUUAAUAUCUGUUUUGCAAGCUGACCUACUUGCUUUUCCACUUCCUGGAUCUUUCUUUUCUUCAUGUCAACAUCGAUCCUUUAAAUCUUCAUCUCACUUUCAAAAUAUACUGAAGCAUAAAUCAACAAGUGAAAGAAAAUGGUAUAAUUAAUGUUUUAGAAGCACCCAAGGGUGUGCCUUAGUGGUGAGCACCAUGAGGUUUCAGCUUCAAUCCCCAACAGAGACAAAAACAAUUAGUGAUUUAUUCUCGGCGGCAGGUAUCCCAUAUAAUUAGUCAAUGUGCGCGAAAGCUGGCCUUGACAACAUAGUUGUCAAAAAAAAUUAAUUCUAUAGAAACUUCAAUGACAGGAAAGUACUCAUUUUGGAAACUACAAAAAACACUGUGAUUUUUUUCAUUUGUUCUAGCUUUGGUGGAUAGAGUUAGGUGCUACCUAUUACUAAUGGGAAAUGAUGGGUAUUCCGUGAAAUUAGUCGAGGUACAUGUAAGUUGACCCGGAUACUAUGAUUAUUAAAAAAAGUAGUCAUUUUGGAAACUACCAUAUGGUAAAUGAGAGAAGUUUGCCAUAGCAAACCACACUACCAGAGAACUUUUGACAAAUUUUCUUGAGUUUUCUGUUUAUCAAACAUGUCGGUGCCUUUCUCCAUGGCUCUUUGUAGCAGCCCACUUUUCAUUUCAAUUAGCUUUCUAUUCUCACUUUUAUUUAUAGUGAUGGUGACAUCAAGGGCAAUAGUAAAUAGUAAUCCUUUUAGCAGUAUCAAUCAUGUCAAUAUGAUAUUUGUUCAGAUUCAAAGCACAUUCUUCAGUAAUGAGAUCUCCUCCUAUAAGUAUUGAAAUGUCCUCCAAGUUGCCUUUUCUAUUACCCCCUUAACCAAGAGCUUUAAUGAUGUAAUGACAUACUCGACUCAGGCUUUGCUGGUGAAAAUAAUUGAUUGCAGCAGAAAAAUCAUUAGCAAGGAAAUGUUUCAUUCUAGAAGAACUCUCUGAUGGUCCUUUUACUGUUAUAUUGCUCCAUAUCCAAACUUUUCUCCCAUUUUAUAUAUGAUAACAAUGGGAGAACUGCAGGUGGAAAAGCAUGUUAAGUACAUUUUAGCAGUUGAAAAGAGGAAAGAUGAUUUUGAAUCUGUGGUGAUGGAGCAUCUGAGGUUAAAUGGGGCAUACUGGGGAUUGACAACUCUUGAUAUUUUGAGAAAGCUUGAUGCUGUGGAUCAAGAUGAAGUUAUUUCAUGGGUCAUGCAGUGCCAACAUGAAGCUGGUGGAUUUGGUGGUAAUAUUGGCCAUGAUCCACAUAUGCUGUAUACACUUAGUGCAAUUCAAGUCUUGGCCCUAUUUGAUAAACUACAUGUUCUUGACGUUGAUAAGGUGUCAAGCUGUAUCCUUCAUCACUUCUUCUGGAAUCUAUCAUUGCACUGGAGUUCCUGUCCAUGGACCUCUUAGAUCUCACCUAUAUGUAUUUGUAUGAAGUCUGUAGCACUAAUAGCAUUGACUGUUUUUGCCAAUAACCUCAGAAAUCAGUACUUGGAUAUGUUUGGUGGUAAUAUUGGCCAUGAUCCACAUAUGCUGUAUACACUUAGUGCAAUUCAAGUCUUGGCCCUAUUUGAUAAACUACAUGUUCUUGACGUUGAUAAGGUGUCAAGCUAUAUUGCAGGCCUGCAAAAUGAAAAUGGAUCCUUUUCUGGUGACAUGUGGGGUGAAGUUGAUACACGGUUUUCUUACAUUGCAAUCUGUUCUCUAGCAUUGCUGCGCCAGUUGGAUAGAAUUGAUGUUGCAAAAGCAGUGAAAUAUAUUGUAAGUUGCAAGAAUGUGGAUGGUGGAUUUGGAUGCACACCUGGAGCAGAAUCUCAUGCUGGGCAAAUUUUCUGUUGUGUCGGAGCUCUUGCAAUAACUGGUUCUCUGCAUCAUGUUGAUAAGGACCUCCUUGGUUGGUGGUUAUGCGAAAGACAAGUCAAAUCUGGAGGUCUAAAUGGGCGUCCUGAGAAGCUUCCUGAUGUCUGCUACUCUUGGUGGGUUCUCUCCAGCUUAAUCAUGAUUGACAGAGUGCACUGGAUCGACAAGGAGAAGCUUGCCAAAUUUAUUUUGGACUGUCAGGAUAAAGAGAAGGGUGGAAUUUCAGAUAGGCCAGAUGACGCGGUUGACGUCUUCCACACUUACUUUGGAAUCGCUGGGCUUUCACUUCUUGAAUAUCCAGGACUGAAACCUAUAGAUCCUGCUUAUGCGUUGCCUGUUGGUGUCGUAAACAAAGUUAUCCUUUCCCGUCUUCCUUGAUUCUGGUGCAUAAUUGCUUUUAGUAUGAAAUUACCUAAAUGUAUAAUACUCAAAGAAAGUGAUUGGUGUUGUUAGAACUGAAGCAUUGUUUUCGUCACCAUGGCUGGAUUCAUGUUCCUAUGCUGUUUGCGGGUCUGAUUGGCCUUAUCUCUUGUUCUUGUGCAACCUGUGUUCUGGUGAAAGUUUGAGAUUCAGUUUAAUAUAUAUACCGUUGUUUCCAUUUCCA
Molecule: messenger RNA, 2563 nt
Organism: Solanum dulcamara
Lineage: Eukaryota; Viridiplantae; Streptophyta; Magnoliopsida; Solanales; Solanaceae
Product: geranylgeranyl transferase type-2 subunit beta 1-like
Exons: 10
Coding region: 1531-2337 (268 amino acids)
Biological process (GO): protein geranylgeranylation
Cellular component (GO): Rab-protein geranylgeranyltransferase complex
Molecular function (GO): Rab geranylgeranyltransferase activity
Source: RefSeq, a predicted model, not a curated record